CUAGGGGGAAACGUAGUCGGCGAUCCACUUUUUUUUCCUUAAAGGCUGGGUCUUACGGCUCGACAGAUUAUAAAAACUUAUUUCUGGGUUUUUUGGCUUGUUAGCUGUACAUAUUGUCACACAGCAGCUUUUAGACAUUAUUCUGUUUUUGUUAUAAGCCAGAAAUGACAAGGAGGCAGCCUCUCGCAAUACAAAGUCAAUGGAGACGGUUUUCCCCGGUGGGCGUGGUUUUCAGGCUGCGCUCUGACUUUGUUUACCACCGAAAUAACUUUGAAGUUGUUAUAUUAAGGAAUGGCAAGCUACGAUCUAACCACAGACAAUUAUGUAACUCCGUUUAAUUACGAUUAUGACUCGACCGACAGCACAAUUGAACCUGACAUUGUUGAGCUAUGUGAAGCCAGCGAAAAGCAAGAGUUGACAAUCAGGAUUGUCCAGACAACACUCUUCGUCAUCGUUUUCCUUAUAGGCAUAGUUGGAAACGGGCUGGUCAUUGCCACCUCCGCGCUGUACCACCGUCUUCGUUGCAUGACCGACAUUUUCCUUUUCUACUUCGCUCUGUCUGAUAUGUUGCUCCUGUUGACUUUGCCACUGCAGACAGGCGAAACUCUGAUGGGCAGCUGGGAGUUUGGCGAGGGGCUCUGUAAGCUAAACCGUGGCAUGUAUGCCAUUAACACCUACAGCGGCCUGCUGCUUUUGGCAUGCAUUAGUGUGGACCGCUAUUUGGUGGUGGUGGUUCGCACCAGGGCCGUGCGAAGGGUGAAUUCUGGGGUGCUGUCUGCGAUUGGGGUUGCACUCACCUCUAUCGUGCUGAGCCUGCCGGACUUGCUCUUCUCAUCUGUAAGCAAAGAUAUGGGUACGAAUAACUCCUUGUGUGACAUGACCGUGUGGGAAGAUGAAGGAAGUAAAUGGAAGCUAUGGGCCCAAGUGGCAAAAAUUGCAGGGAUUUGUAUUCCCUGCGUGGCAAUGGUAGUUUGUUACGGUGCAAUAGGCCGUGUGUUGGUCCGUGCCGGCGGGCAAGGCUGGCGUAGGCAGAGAACUCUUCGUCUGAUGGCAUUGCUCGUGGCACUGUUCCUGCUGUUUCAGUUACCGUACACCAUUGUGCUUUUAGUCAAAAUAUUCAAGACAUCACUAACCUGUGACGAAUUUACCACAAUCCAACUUGAGGAAAACAUCACGCUGAGCCUAGCCUACGUACGUUGCUGUCUGAAUCCUCUGCUUUACGCUCUGGUUGGUGUGAGGUUCAGAAAUGACAUUGCAAGAUUGUUGACGGAUACCGGGUGCAUGUGCCUGUCACAUCUAACACCACCUUAUGAGAAUGGCAGCUCGGUUACGCCCUCCUCACCUGCUCCGUCCACUGUGACGCACCAGUCCUCCGUCUACCUGGCUGCUUAAACCACACCUGAAAAACUGGCAAAUACCAACCAAACCUUCAUUUUUUCCUGAGCCUGUAUCUAAAAUAAAUUCAUUAUUAUUCAUUAUUAGAGACAUAACUGCAUUUGAUAGAUUUAAAAGCAUAUUUUUAUUUUUAAAGAGUGUGCCAUGUAUGCUGCUUGGUAAUGUUUCGGUAGUUUUGUAAUAUUUUUUUUCUUCCUAUUUUUAGUAUAAUGACAGUACGUUUUGGUACAAAAAUAAUAAAAAAAACAAAUAAUUAUUUGAUAAAAUACUUUCUUGCUGUACAGAAUAUAUCUCACUGUUGUUAUUUUGUAUUUUACAGCUUAACAUGCUUGCAAGACAUGCAUUUUUUUCUUUCUUUAAUUUCCUUUAUUUUCAAAUAAGCACCAAGUUUUUUUUAUAGAAAAAUGCAAAUAAAAGUCAGUCUGAACUUAAG
Molecule: messenger RNA, 1828 nt
Organism: Paramisgurnus dabryanus
Lineage: Eukaryota; Metazoa; Chordata; Actinopteri; Cypriniformes; Cobitidae
Product: C-C chemokine receptor type 7-like
Biological process (GO): positive regulation of cytosolic calcium ion concentration; immune response; G protein-coupled receptor signaling pathway
Cellular component (GO): membrane; external side of plasma membrane
Molecular function (GO): C-C chemokine receptor activity; C-C chemokine binding
Source: RefSeq, a predicted model, not a curated record